AUGUCGAAAGUGGCGUCUUCUAUGUUCCACCCCAAGAGGCUCGACCUCUCUGGGUUUGUCAACACCCGCCUGAUCCGGGAUCACAACAAGCGCAAUGCCUUUGCCCAGAUGGAGCCCGAACGACAAGCGCUUCGCUACGUCAUUCGCAACACUAGCCUCCCUCAGCGCACUCGCGCCCAGGCCCAGCUCCAGCUGUCGCAGAUGCACUGCUACACCCGCCCGACCCAGAUCAAGAACCGUUGUGUGGCUUCGGGAACUGCCCGUAGUGUGUUCCGCAAUUUCAGACUCAACCGAUUCCAAUUCCGCAUGCAGGCUCUUGCAGGUGAGCUUCCAGGUGUCAAGAAGGCAAGCUGGUAG
Messenger RNA from Penicillium canariense, 357 nucleotides. RefSeq names its product mitochondrial 37S ribosomal protein uS14m. The transcript is spliced from 3 exons. Gene Ontology annotation, molecular function: structural constituent of ribosome. The record is from RefSeq and is a predicted model, not a curated record. Bases 1 to 357 code for a protein of 118 amino acids. Gene Ontology annotation, cellular component: ribosome; mitochondrial small ribosomal subunit. NCBI's taxonomy places the organism in Eukaryota, Fungi, Ascomycota, Eurotiomycetes, Eurotiales, Aspergillaceae. Gene Ontology annotation, biological process: translation.